AUGGGUAGCGAAGUCGGCAUGCCGUUUGAUGCCCAGACAGGGCCGGCCUCAUCUGAACGUCGACCGGAGCCGUGGAGGGGAACUCGGAGGCCCGAUUCAGGGGAGGGCAUGGGUUCUGAUGUCAAGCACCUAGAGGUAGCGAGACGGAACCUCAAGACGGCUAAGACGGUGGCCAGAAGGGGGCCAUCGGAGGACAAGACCAGCAGAGCUUGGCGAGAGAAGAACACCGGAUACGCGGAGAUGUUGGGAGAGUGCCACAAUGCUGGGCAGAAGGCUUGGCCUUUGGAGUCUGAAGGAGACGGCGUGCCCGAGAGGAGUGACUUUUGA
Molecule: messenger RNA, 327 nt
Organism: Colletotrichum orchidophilum
Lineage: Eukaryota; Fungi; Ascomycota; Sordariomycetes; Glomerellales; Glomerellaceae
Exons: 2
Coding region: 1-327 (108 amino acids)
Source: RefSeq, a predicted model, not a curated record